CAAACGCUGGAAGCGGCGGCGAGAAAAGCCAGAACCCAACGGCCCUCGCCGCGUCGUCCAGAUCCGCCUCCGCCUCCUCCUCAGCGGAAAUGGAGGAGAUGUGCAAGGAGAUGGACGGCCUGAGGUCCGAGGUGGAGGCGCUCACGGCGGAGUGCCGCGCCAAGUCGGAGCUCGCCGACGGGCUCAGGCGGGCCGGCGCCGAGCAGGCGGCGCGGCUCCGGGAGGCCAGGGCGGAGAUGGAGAGGCAGGCGCGGGAGAUCGCCGCCAGGGACGAGGAGAUCUCCUCCUCCGGGGAGGCGCGCCGGGAGCUGGAGGCCAGGCUGGCGGAGAAGGAGCAGGCCCUGCGGAACCUCUGCGCGGCGCACGAGGCGCUCAAGGGCAGCGCCAGGGAGAGGGGCGAGGGCCUGGAGGCCGAGAAGCGGGGGCUCGUCGCGGCGCUGGAGGAGUCCGAGGCGAGGCGGCAGGAGCAGGAGGUGGCCGCCCGCUCAUCCGGCGAGGAGGUUGCCCGGCUCAGGAUGAUGCUGUCCGAGAAAGACAAGAAGUGCUCGGCGGCUGAGCAGAGGGCGUUGGCGCCGAGGGAGGUGAUGAUGAGGGACGACAUGCUGGUGAAGCUGGAGGAGGAGAAGUCCGCCAUCGCGGGGAAGCUCAAGUGGAAGUCUGAGCAGUUUAGGCACCUCGAGGAGGCACUCAAGAAGGUGCAGGACGAGUUCAGGUCAGCGAGAAAGGAGUGGGGCUCCGAUAGAGCGAUGUUGGUUGAUCAGAUUGGCACUCUUGAAGUGAAUUUGGAUUCCAAGACCAGAAUGGCCGAGGAAUUUCGGUCGAGGCUCGAGAUGUGCAGCCAGGCGCUAGCUCACGAGGAAGGCCGUCGGAAACGGCUAGAGGCAGAGAUGUCUGAACUGAAACACAUGUGUGGUAAUGUGGUCUCCGAUUACGAAGAAGCAAGGUCGAUGAUUGAGUCGCUUACCGCGAAAAGAGAUGGAGAGAUCGCAUCCUUGAGAAGUUCACUGGCUGAGAAGGUCACGUUGCUCAAGGAAAUGGAGUAUGCGAAAGCACGUCUUGAGCAAGAAAACGAAGAUAUGCGAACUUCGCUGAAGGAAUACCAGGAGGCUCAGAUUGGUGCAGCAGAUGCUGCGGUUUCGUUGAAGGGUCUGCGAGAGAAGUUCCGAGUGCUGGAACAGACACAUAGAAGCUGCACUGAGAAGCUGAGAGAUAAAGAAGCAGAAUGUAAAUUGCAGAUGGAGAAGCUUGGGAGUGACCUGGAUGCUUGCUUGUCUCAGUUGGGUUCCAAAGAUAUGCUUAUCGGGCAAUUGCAGAAUGAGCUGCUGGGCAGUUAUAGCUCACUGGAUAUGCAAAUGUUACAAAACUGGGAAGCUUCAAUAGCUCUUACUGUUGUAGAAUCAAAACUUUAUGAUUCUUGUUCGUAUUUUACUGCAAUGGAAGUGGAUAUGCAGAAUAGCCGUGCCCAACUCGAGCACAAUUUUGCUGCUGCAAGAAAGCAGUUAGAGGAAAAUGACUGUGCCAUUGCCCAAUCCCAAGCUGAAUGGGCAGAACAAGUGGAGGAAAUAGCAACAUUGCAUCAAAGAAUUGAGCAGCUUGAACACAUAGAAAAGGAACAUGAAGAGAUGCAAAGGCAGCUUGAUACAUACAAAGUUGACAGUGCGUCAAGACAUGUUCACUGCUUAAAAGGUGAGGCUUCAGAAGAGGAAAAUAGCCUGAAUGAGAAACUGCAGAAAGCGCUAGGUGAUUUGGAUGAAGCAUACUCUGCCCUUUAUGAGAAGAAGAGUGAGCUGAGCCAGAAAGAAAUCAAUCUUCAUAAGCAAAAAGAAGCAAUGGAACAUUUGGAAGAGCUCAAACUCUCUAUGGAAAAUGAACUCAAAGGCUAUAGGGAUGAGAACAAUAUACUGAAAAGAGAUCUUAUUGCAAAAACAGAAAUAGAAGAGUCCCUAAGAGAAGAAAAGGAGAAAUUACUGGGUGCUCUCAAUGAAGCAAACUUUGCCCUUUCUGAGAAAAAGUGUGAACUGAAACAAUCUGAAAUCAUUCUUCAUCAGCAAAAGCAAACACUGGAGCAUUUGGAAGAACUGAGAAUCAAUAUGGAGACUGAAAUCAAUGGCUACAUCCAUGAAAAUCGUGUCCUGAAAAGGGACCUGGAUGAUACCCAUAUUGCUAAAUUGGAAGCUGAGAAGACUUACAGUGAAGAAAAGGAGAAGUUGUUAUGUGCUCUUGAUGAGGCAAAGUGUUGUCUAUCGAACAAGAAAAAUGAGCUUGACCAAGUCACAAAUAAUCUUCACAGGCAAAUGAAAGCAGUGGAGCAAUUGGAAGAGUCAAGAGUUGAUAUGGAGGUCAAACUAAGGCACUACAUGGAUGAAAACUGUGUGCUAAAGAGUGAUCUGGUUGCUGCUCUUGAUGCCAAAGUGGAUGCUGAAGAGUCUCUUAGGGAAGAAAAAGAUAAGUUAUGCAAUAUAAUAGAUGAGAGAUACAGGAAUAUUGAGGAGCUUCAGCAAUACAUCGCUGCGCUGGAACAAGAAAAUUUGGAUAAAAAACUUGACGUGGCAGCUCUUAUCAAGUCAGAUGUUGACAGGUCCAUUCAAGAAGUGAACAGAAAGUACUCUGAAAUUGUUGAGGUCUUUGACAAAAAGCUUUUGGAACUUGAAACAAGGGUAGGUUUCUUUGAGCAGGAAUACACAUGCAGAGAGCAAGAACUCAUGGAAAUGUUUGAUCAGGAGGAAGCAGAUUGGUAUACACUAAUUGCAGAGAAAGAGAACACUAUUUCUGAUAUUCAAGUAAUUGUGGAAUCUGCUCAAGGUGACAUUAAGAGCCUUCUUGAAGCUGCUGUAGAAAAGCUCGCAGAAGUUCAAAUUGAGGUUCAGCAACUUUAUGGUUUUGCAGAAAAUCUUAAUUCACUCAACCUUAUCCAAGAGCAUGAUAAUUUGUUCAAAGGAAUGCUCAUUGUAGAAUGCGAAAGAGAGCUUGAGGCACUGCGAGUGAAUUUAGCAUUGGAGAAAGAACAAUCAAGUAAUCUAAAGAAUGCUCUUGAGCAACACAAAGCCAGGACAACCACUGAGAUGUUAGAAAAGGAAAAGAAGCAUCUGGAAGUAACAAAUAAGAUGAAAUCUUUCGAGGAAAGAAAAGAAAUACUGGAAGAGCAUGUGGUAGAGCUGAAGUCUAGAACAAAGGAUAUGUGCAAUGCCUUCGUUCAAGAGAGGAAAUACUUAUUUGGUGAGUUAACUGGACUGGUUGACACAAUUGGAGCGGCAGUUCAUGUAGAUGAAGAUCUGAUGACAAGUUUGACAAAACUCAUGCAUAAAGUUAAUAAUGAAGAAGCCUUCCGGAAUUCUAGUAGCAAAGAAAUGCUUACCUCAGAGAAUAUAAAUGCGAAGAAUUCAGCACCCUUGGUUAGAAACAAAUCUGUACACCUCCCAGAUAAAAGAUUACCAUUAAAGGAGCACAACUAUUAGCCUUUUUAGAUGAGGUCAGACUAUACUGACAUUGUUGUAAUCUUUGUAUCAUGUUGCUCUGAAUCCAUAUAGGCUUUAGCUUGACUUGCUACCUGUAGAUUCGUUCUGCCAUUUGCGUUAUGUUGUUUAUAUGCAAUGGCUAUGCUCAUCCAGCAUUUCUUAUUUAUCAGUUACCUUUAAACUAAUUUAUUAUUUCAACUACCAAGAGGAAUGGCAUUAUUCCUUAAAAACA
Messenger RNA from Oryza brachyantha (malo sina), 3687 nucleotides. RefSeq lists its product as uncharacterized. NCBI's taxonomy places the organism in Eukaryota, Viridiplantae, Streptophyta, Magnoliopsida, Poales, Poaceae. The transcript has 2 exons. The record is from RefSeq and is a predicted model, not a curated record. The coding region runs from base 90 to 3455 and encodes 1121 amino acids.